AUGUCAGAAUCCCUCUUGCCACCUGAAAAUGCUGGAUUUUUGCCAAGCCAUCGACAGACAGAAGCGCUUGCGGCCCCAAAGAACGCCAAAACAAACACAAAAGAUAUCUCAAUAGAUUCAGGAAUUUUACAAAUUGAGUUUGGCCGCGCCAAGAGCCUCGAUACCAUUGCAGGCGCCAAAGCGGCUUCUACAGCCAACUUGGUGAUUGUCAGCCAAGUUCUUCGCCAAGCUCCUCGCCCCCCAUCUGGCCGAGCUCAACGGUUCCUCCUCACGCCCUCAAAUCCAGGAUUGUCGAACGCAUACAAAGUCAAAAUGCUCAUGUGGCUGUUCUUCAUAGCCAAAGAAACCUCGACAAUCCACUUGAAAGUGUCCAACCUUCUGACGCUAAUAUCCUUGCAAGCCUCUCGUACCCGCGAAGAAAUCUGCUCUCCUGAAUCCGCACUCGCAUCGGAGCCCACUGAACGCAAAUUGACCCACCUUUGUAAACUCAAAUAA
Messenger RNA from Puccinia triticina, 495 nucleotides. RefSeq lists its product as uncharacterized. The transcript has 2 exons. NCBI's taxonomy places the organism in Eukaryota, Fungi, Basidiomycota, Pucciniomycetes, Pucciniales, Pucciniaceae. The record is from RefSeq and is a predicted model, not a curated record. Bases 1 to 495 code for a protein of 164 amino acids.